GGAGACUUCCUGGAGCAGCCCCCCGCUCGCCUCCCGCCGCCGCCGGCCCCCGCCCGCCCGCCGCCAGCAGAGCCGCCGCGGAGGGACGCUUGCCCGCUGCUGCCGGCCAGAGCCAUCGCCGGCACCGCCUGGGAGCAACCUGUCAGUGCACCUCCUAGGCCGCCCCCGAAGGACCCUUCCCAGGCGUUAGCUUGUCCCCGCGGGAAGGAGAGUUCGAAGCCCUCUCCAUGCCUUAUCAAGUUCCUUAUCUGAGGGGCCGCCUGAAACUGUAGACCAGUUCAGCUCUAUCUGGUGUAGUGGAGGAAAACAGUGUAGCUCUCGUACCCCCAUCCAAAAUCGAGGACCACCUAUUCUGCUUUGGUUUAAUACACGAAGAUGGUGAAAUGCGGACUGCCGUUUGAAGCAAGUAGAUCCCUGUCGUGGAGUGAGGGCUUCGUGUUCACCUUCCAGCUCCUGGUCUGUGCGCUUUGAGAGAGGACGCUAAUCCUUCUCCUUCAUCCCCCUUCCCUCAACCUUUCCUUGCUUCCAUGUUGCAUUGGUCAGAAUUCUGGUCAGUGUUGUUUACGGAAGGAGGGGGGGAAAGAAGGUAGUUGAGGUUACAAACAAAAGUACUUGUAUGACUCAUCUACUUGGAUUUAAGACAUUCUAUCCUUCUUUCAAGGAGCUUUUGCUUCUCUUUGAAGGAAUCAGAUGCUUGUUCCUGUUCUUCCAGAGGAGGAUGGAUUGAAAGUUGUACCUUUUAGACUUUUUUUGGGCCACUGCUGAUAUUAUUAAAAGACAUAAUGGGGCUUUUUCACUGGAUUAUUGCCAGAAUUAGUUUACACACUGAAACAAUGAGUUGUUAGGCCUCUCAUAUGAUAAUGUUUGUCCUGCUUUAAUAUAAAGUUGCUGUGGAGGUUUGCGUUAAAAAUUGUGGAGGACAGCCUGCGUCAGAAGAGGCUCUCUUCAUCUCUGGUUGGUGUGGCAACCCCAAUCUGUCCUCGAUGCCUUCAGCCUUGGCCAUCUUCACUUGCCGCCCGAACUCUCAUCCAUUUCAGGAGCGUCAUGUCUACCUGGACGAGCCCGUCAAAAUCGGCCGCUCGGUGGCUCGCUGCCGGCCAGCUCAGAAUAACGCAACUUUUGACUGUAAGGUGCUGUCCAGGAACCAUGCUCUUGUCUGGUUUGAUCACAAGACAGGCAAGUUCUACCUUCAAGACACUAAAAGUAGUAAUGGUACCUUUAUUAACAGUCAGAGACUGAGUAGAGGAUCUGAGGAAAGCCCACCAUGUGAAAUUAUGUCAGGUGACAUCAUCCAGUUUGGUGUAGAUGUGACAGAGAACACGCGGAAAGGUAAGGUUACCCAUGGAUGUAUAGUCUCCACAAUCAAACUGUUUCUUCCAGAUGGAAUGGAAGCUCGAUUGCGAUCAGACGUUAUCCAUGCUCCAUUACCAAGUCCUGUUGACAAGGUUGCUGCUAACACUCCCAGCAUGUAUUCUCAGGAAUUGUUUCAGCUUUCACAGUAUCUACAGGAAGCCUUACAUAGGGAACAAAUGUUGGAACAGAAGCUGGCAACCCUUCAGCGACUACUUGCUGUCACACAAGAGGCUUCAGAUACUAGUUGGCAGGCUUUAAUAGAUGAAGACAGGCUGCUGUCAAGAUUAGAGGUUAUGGGAAAUCAAUUACAGGCAUGUUCAAAGAAUCAAACAGAAGACAGUAUACGAAAAGAGCUUAUAGCGUUACAAGAAGACAAACACAACUAUGAGACAACAGCCAAAGAGUCCCUGAGGCGGGUUCUUCAGGAGAAAAUUGAAGUGGUCAGAAAACUGUCUGAAGUGGAGCGGAGUUUAAGUAAUACAGAAGAUGAAUGUACUCACCUGAAAGAAAUGAAUGAGCGGACUCAGGAAGAAUUAAGAGAAUUAGCUAAUAAGUACAAUGGAGCUGUAAAUGAAAUUAAAGAUCUUUCUGACAAGCUAAAGGUAGCAGAAGGAAGACAAGAAGAAAUUCAACAGAAAGGACUGGCUGAGAAAAAAGAAUUACAGCAUAAAAUAGAUGAAAUGGAAGAGAGAGAGCAAGAGCUUCAAGCAAAAAUAGAAGCUUUGCAGGCUGAUAAUGACUUCACAAAUGAGCGGCUAACUGCAUUACAAGUACGGUUAGAACAUCUUCAGGAGAAAACUCUUAAAGAACACAACAGCUUAGGCAUACAAGUUGACGACUUCAUACCUAAAAUUAAUGGGAGCACAGAGAAAGAGCACUUUCUUUCAAAGAGUGGAGGGGACUGCACUUUUAUUCAUCAGUUCAUAGAAUGUCAGAACAAGAUCAUAGAUGAAGGACAUCUAACCAAAGUGGAAGAAACAAAGCUUUUGAAAGAGAAUCAAGCAAGAGUCAAAGAAUCUGAUUUGUCAGACACCCUUAGUCCAAGCAAGGAAAAAAGCAGUGACGACACUACAGAUGCUCAAAUGGAUGACCAAGAUCUAAAUGAACCUAUUGCUAAAGUAGCUCUUCUAAAAGAUGAAUUGCAGGGUGCACAAUCAGAGACUGAGGCUAAGCAAGAGAUUCAGCAGCUGCACAAGGAGCUGAUUGAAGCCCAAGAGCUAGCUAGGACAAGUAAACAAAAAUGCUUUGAACUUCAAGCGCUAUUGGAAGAAGAGAGAAAAGCAUAUCGAGUGCAAGUUGAAGAAUCUAACAAGCAAAUAAAUGUUCUGCAAGCUCAGUUGCGAAGAUUACAAGAAGAUAUUGAGAAUCUUCGGGAGGAGAAGGAGAAUGAAAUUUCAAGCACUCGAAAUGAACUAGUCAGUGCUCAAAAUGAGAUUCUGUCACUUCAACAAGUAGCAGAAAAGACAGCAUCAGAACGAGAUACAGAUAUUUCUGCGUUGCAACGUGAGCUGCAAACAGUGCGAGCGGAACUCGAACGGUGGCGGAAAGAUGCCUCAGAUUAUGAAAAAGAAAUUGUCAGCCUGCAGGCCAGCUUUCAGCUGAGGUGUCAGCAGUGUGAGGAUCAGCAGAAGGAAGAGGCUACUCGCUUAAAAGGUGAACUUGAAAAGUUGAAGGCAGAAUGGAGUGCUCUGGAAGCUGAAUGUGUUACACUAAGGAAGGAGAAUACUUCGCUUACAUCUGAGCUUCAACGACAAGAGAAGGAGCUUUCUAGCUCUCAGAAGCAGAGUUUAGCGCUAACCAGCGAUAUAAGUGUUCUUGAAAUGUCUCGAAAGGAACUUGAAAAUCAGAUGGGUUCUUUGAGAGAAAAGCAUCAACGGGAUGCAGCUAGUCUGAAAAGCCAACUCAGUGAAGCUGAGACUCAAGCAAAAGAUGUUCAGAAAGAGUAUGAAAGAACACAGACUCUGCUCUCGGAGCUGAAGGCGAAGUAUGAGGUGGCUGAACAAGAAAAUCAGUCACUCACAGAAGAACUCAAACAAUGUAAAGAAAACCUGAAGCUGCUACAAGAAAAAGGAAACAAUCCUUCCAUAUUACAACCCGUCCCAGCCGUAUUCAUCGGCCUAAUCCUGGCUUUCCUGUAUUGGUGUUACGGCCCAUUGUGGUAGCGAAAGAGACAAUGGCCUUGGAUGCCUGUGAUGGCAGCUUUGGUUGCUGUAACAGCCGUGGUGCUGUACCCAGGCCUAACCAGAGCUUCUCCAUGAGAACUGUUGUUGAAUCCAUACACCGUCCUCCCUUUAGAAGCUGGCAACAUUCAUAUACUGAGGGAAAACAGAUUAAUUCUCUUCCUUUUUACCUCUUAAUACAGCACAGCUCUGCGUGAGAACAGCAGUAGGGUCAUUUGCUUUAAACUGUAUAAAAUGUAUCUGUCUAUAAAGAGGGAAUAAAAUUGUGAUUCAUCAUACUGUGAGCAAUAUUUUUGCUUACAAUUUCAUGCAAGUUAUAAAUUAGUAUGUUGGGAUUCUGAAUACUAUAAUGGUGGCCUAAAGUAGGCUUCUUGGUACCAAAUUAUUUAUAAUGGCUAGGGUUGUGGACACUUACUUUAGAAUCUGAUUGCCAGAUUUAAAAGGAAAAACACAUUUCUGAUUUGGACACCCAAGCCAAGUAACCUUGCAGAUACUUGGAAAACACAUGCAGUGUGCUCAGUGCCUUUCAGUACAAUUUUGUUUUGCUUUGUUUUUUUUUUUUUAAAAAAAAAAAAAACAACCACUUAGUAUACUAUUUUACUUGCUGUUAGUCACUGAGCUGUUGGGAACAAGACUUACAAAAACUUCUCUUACCAUGCCUUUUGAAGGAAGCGUAUUUUUCUUUGAUAAGGAUUGCUUUAUAAUGAUUUUUGGAAAUAAACACAAUUCAUGUCCAGCCUUAAAGAGACAGAGAUACCGAUGGUGAAGACCAGCCUAGAGUAUUUAGUGUGCGCGUGUGCGAGUGUAAGCAUGUGUGUGUUUUUGAGUGAACUAAGGGGUUUCUGGGAGCAAGUACUUGGUCAUUUGAUGGACAUAGUGCAGUGAUACAACUUACGUUAACUUUAGUUUGAAUGUAAUUUAUUGAAUUUCAUAUAUUUAAAGAGACGCGUUCUUUAAAAGUAUGAAUACUUUCUCACAUACCACAUGUAUCAAUUUAUUUUUUCAGUCAUUUGAUACUUUCUGACUUGAGCUGGAGAAGCUCUUUAGAUAAGCUUUUGUUGACGUAACUUUGUUAAGAGAACUGCUACAGUACAUCUGUGAUUAGCUGAAAAAAAUCUAAGGUACAUAAAAUACUACAAAAUUGGAAUCAUAUACCUGAUGAUGUAUUGUCAGGUCAAGAUGAUUUCAAUUCGGUAGUAAAAUUUUGUGCAUCCUCAUCACAUGGCUGUAAGUAUGAUGCAGUGGUCCCCAUUACAAAGUUUAUUUUCCUUAUCUAAGUACUAUAACUAUUGCUAUUUGCUGACUUUUGGUGGGAAUCACUGUAGUUAGUGCUGAAUUAAAUGUAGACUGUAGUUGUCUUGUUCAGCUCAACAGUUCUGUCAAAAAAGUUUAUUAAAGACUUAAAUAAUAUGCUAAAGAAUGGUAAAGUAAAAUGGCUCUGCUAAAGGAAACUUCAAAAUAGGGAGGUAAUCUCAGCAAUUGAAUUGGCUUUAAAAAUGUUAUGGCAAUCGACAGAUAGUUUAAAUAUUUAAAUAGAAAUUUAGCAUAUAAUUUACUUUGUGAGGUUUUAAGGGUCAUUGUCCUUUAAUUAAAGGUUCUAUCUUAAAUUACGUGGGAUUUGCUAAUGGGAGGAUUAUUAGUUGGAAAAAAAUAGUCCACAAGUGACUUGUAGAAUAUAAAUAUUGUCAUUUAGUUCAUUCAUUUCAUCCUUUUCAGUUGCAGGAAGCCAUCCAACCACAGAACACUCGUAUGCCAGUGGUACUUAGUACCUCUUGUAUAUAGGUUAUUGCAAAUAUUGUUCUGAAAUGCUUAACUUCAGAAUUACAUUUUUUAAAGUAAAUAAUUGUUUUAAAUCUAUUUUGUAAAGAUAUAAAAAUACAAUAGAAUUUCUGGAGUACAGAUUAAACUAUUUGCACUAACACACGUGAUGUGCAUGAUUUAAUAAAAUAACUUUACUCUCCCUAUGCAUGUUUGAGUUGAAUGUCAUUUAAAAACAAAAGAUUCAUGCUAAGUUUCUUUUGCGCUAGAUAUUGCCACAGUUACUAGGCACAAUGUCUGCAGCAUGUCCAGUAAUAGCAAAAGAUUUUGUUUUAUUUUUUUUUUACCUUGUAUUUCACAUUUGCACUGGUCUAAGGUUUUAUCUAGCUGAUCUCUCUCCUGGCUGUGGCUUUCAGAGAGAGAGCGGGGAGGAGAGUGUGAUGAAAGGCUUGGGAGCAUUAUUGCCAUGGUGGGGGAGGAAAAGUGUUCACAGCUGAGGGUGGCUUGUACCUGUGGCAGGGUUGUGAGGCUGGAGGAGUGGUGGGCACAGAGAGUGGGACAACAAUGGAAAGCCCUUCUCGGGGAAGGGAGCCUGAUGCUGCCUCCUCUCUUCAGCAUCUUGAACUCCCAAUUUGUCCCUCCUACAGCUACUGUUUCUUUUCCAGUUGAUUCUGUUCCCUCCUCCCUGCUGGUAGCACGUAGACAUGGUGUGAGGAGGUGGAGUGGGGCCUGGUGGAGCAGUGGUCCCUCCUGGCUGGUGAUGGGGAAGGUGCUGAGCUCCCUGGGACCAGCCUCGGGUGGGCUGUGCUGCCAGGUGUGCCCCAUACCGAGCAGUGCUGCCUGGGACUUAAGUUUUUUCUUGUAUUAAAGACAAAUGUUGUGUUUUCAGAAAUCUGUAGAGCAUCAGAGAGGUGAGAUUUGGGACCCAACGUGGCUGUAUUAAAGGAGAAAGAUUUCUAAUUAAAUAAUCUUUUAAUGAUGUGCAUGUGUGCAUAUUUAUAUUGCAUACACAGGUGCGUAGUACACAUUGCAUGGGGGUUUGUGCUUACAGGUGUACCUGCACUUCCCUAAUACAGUGCCUUUACCAGGAGCUCUUGACAUUUGCAUGUUCAAAAUGAUCAAGAAUGAGGUAAAAUGCACAGUUCACUCUUUUGUUGUGAGAAUCCCUGGAGAAGGAAUGGAUAACUGGGAAGCUGCUGUUCUUCAGCGCUUUGAUAGUACAGCAGUGAGUGGAAUUAUUUUGCAAGCAUUCUGUGCACAAACUUCUCUGGUUCUUGUUGAGUUUGUUUAUAGUAAAUAUGUGUGCUCUUUUACAUUCAUAUUUAGGUUCUUUCUUCUUAGUUGUGAGGCUUGAUUAGCUAAGCCUUGGAGUUACUGUAACAAGAGCAGCUUUCCACAAACAUGUAAGAUGCUCUAAGUUUACUUGUAAAGUAAGUGCUCUGAGCAUGCACUGAAGUUUGAGGUUUUAAAAAGAUUCCUCAAACUAGAAAAAUUAGUCUGAGAGUUGUUUUAUCAGUUGACAAUUUGGAAGACUUAAUAUAAUAAAAUUCUUCAAUUUUGUCCCGGUCUCCUGACUGAAGCACCUUUUUUAAAAUUCUGAAAGAAUUCUACCUACAUGGGUACUACAACAGCAGGCCUUUUAUUUAAAAAUAUAACUAUAAAAUAUAUAAAAAAUAUAGUGUGUUUUUCCUGUUCCUUGUAGCUGAAUUAAAUGUGUUCUUCCAGAGUCUUAGCCUGAUCCUUCUUACAGAAUCUCUGGAUUUUUUUUGGUGCUAAAUGGAGAAUUGUGAGCGUGCACAAUCUAUUGCAAAGUUUUAUCAUAAAACAGUCUUAGUGAGGGUUAGUAUCAAAUGACUGACAGCUGAAGCAAAGGUGAUCAUCUGUGCAUGUAUUUUUGGGAUAUAUUCCUACGUUAUUUUUCUUUCUCUAAUCAAGCCUUCUGAAACAUGUAACUUGUUCAAAUUUUCAGUGUGCUUUACAUAAGAUUUUGAAUGUCUCCUGCCUUAAUCUGUAGGGUUCUACCACUUGCAAGAGUCAUUUCUUCAGCUUGCAUCUUCUCCAUGACAAAUCCACUGCUGAUUCAUUCCACCAGCAGCAUCUGAGUGCUUUAAAACACCAGGUCACCACAACGGCUUUUGGGAAGCCACUGUAGUUUGCACUAGCUCUGCAACCAGGGCUGGCUGCUUUCCACCAGGGGCCUUUUCUCCCCCUCUGGCUUUUCAUCCACCAUUAGUAUCUCAUUAGCAACUGUCUCAAGAUUUUGAGUCUCCAUUAAUAUAGCAAUUGAUCAUAUGCAAGAAUUAGAAGCCAUAUUAUCUUCUUCUCUCUCGUGCGUAUACUUCUGGAUCUGUUUGAGAGGUGAUUGCUUCCAGCAAACAGCUGCAUUGAAUUCCCCAGAUCCAGCCGAUUUACUCAUCCCAGUCCCUCUUGGCAUGUGCUUCUGGACACAAAAUUCCUUUCUUUCUCCUCGGUGGGGAAUUGGGCUGCACUGUGGGUCUCCCAGUUCUUCCUGCCUUCCUGGGUUUUUAGUUCAUGCCGACUCAUUCAAAUUAAUGAGCAAAGGUUUGUCCACAGAGCCAGGAUCUUCUGCUUGGAGGGAAGGUUGCACCUGCUACUGUUUUAAAAACAGUGGGUGCUCUCAGCAUUGGAUGAAGGGCUCCCAGAAGUAGAAGGCAAACUAGCAAUUGAAACAAAGGCAUCAGAGACUAAUGUUUCCAGUUGUUGGUAAAGGCAGAAGAAACUCAGAUCUGGUUGCUUUUCUGGAUAUCGCGGUCAUAAAACUUCACAGACUGAUUUCAACAUCAGAAGCAUAAUGUCAAGCAGUUAAGUAUCUAUUUUAGAAAAAAAGAAGUCUUCCUUGAAGAAGUUCAGAAAAAAAAUUGGUUGCCUCUGUAGGUAAGUUACUUGAGCAGCUACUGCACUCUCAGAAAAGCCAACGAAACAAACCCCAACCCACUCGCUUUGGCUCCCAACCACUGGAUUUCAAUAUAUCUCUCUUGGAGGAUGUUCUACUGCUGCAAAUAUUGUCCUUAUUCAGGGAUUUGGCAUACCAUGAUCAAAAUACCUUCCAAUCUUACUUUAUAUGAAUGGAUUGAAUUUCUUAUUUUUUUUUCUUCAUCCCUCUAGUUUUUGUUGCCAGCUUUUUAAACUAUUUCUAAUUUUCUAAAUGUUCUUUUUUUGAAGAGUAGAUGCCAGAACAGAACAUGUCCUUACAUUAAUGACUUUACUUACAUCAUAUAAAUAGAUAAUAAGCUUUAUAUCCUGCUCUGCUCUGCUUACUUGGCUGGCUACCAGAACCCUUUUGGGGAUUCACUGACUUCUCGCAUUUGGAUUUUAAUCUUGUGAAUCAAAUCUGUGCAUUCCUUGCAUCGCCCCAGCCCUGUGGUAUCUGACUUUGCAAUAUUGUUCGUUAAAAACCGCUGCAGGCAACCAGGCCAGGGCAGCAGUCUGUUCCCAGCCUGUUACUGGUCAGCACUUCAUCAGUGGGUAUGUUUCUCCUCCCUUCAGGUGUUAACAGGGAUGACUAACAAAGCUUUUGUAGAUUAUUGAUCGCACAGUGUUGGACAGUAGUGAGCCAAAACCAGAUCCCUGCAGGACAACAGGGAAAACAUUCAUAGAGUAAUUCCUUCACUUAGUGUUCGCAAAGUCAGCUGUUUUUUAAUCUGGAUUAUUAGUUUCAGUGACAGUAGUGUAGUGACUGCUUUUAUUGGAAUGUUAAAUGAUUUACAGAAGUCUUGGUCUAAUAGCACCAAUACUUACUCAUAUUUUUUAAAACUUACAGAAAUGAAAUUUUAUUUUAAAAUGUUUUGACAGGCAUAAAUUUUUAUAUGUUCUUGAAUCCUGUACUGAUUGCUUCCCAUAGAUUUGCUUAGAUCGUACAGGGAAGCAAAACCAGUCCUUUUUCCAAGAUAAUACAUUUUACUCUCUUCCCUCAGCCCCAUCACAUUGUUGCCUGUUACUGCUGCUUCCCUCUAUAAGGCAAUUCUAAAUUAUUCAUGUGACUACGUUUAAAUUUUUCAGUUUACUCGAUUUGGGUCAGCAUUAUUCCCAGCACUGGAAAUGUAACACUUCUAACGCACCGAGAGUGUGUGUGCAUGUGUCUACAUUGCUGUUCGGAGAUUGCGCUUGCAUGUGGUAAGAUAGGUCAUGAUUACUUGCGUUGGGCAGCCAGGAGGAUGGAGAGGUAAUUGAGGUUCUCCAAUAAUUCUCAACUAUGGGAAUGGAGAUGUUAGAAUGGAGAUGUAAUUCUUUUAUUAUGUCAGGUGAUAUAUUGAAUCUGUAGAUGCGCUUCCGAGCAUGUUGUCUCUUCAUCAUAUCUGAUGAAGACAAACAAAUCAAGAGCUUGGGUUACACUAAAAGUAACUUUUUUCUUACCUGAUAAUAUUAAUCAGUAACUUGAGAGAAAAGGGUAAAGUGAUCGAUUCAUUCUGCUCUAUUGGAAUAACAUUUAUCCAGAAGUUAGUCUGUAUUUGUUUCCAUGCCCUCUGUUAGGAAAUGGAUUAUUUUGUUUUAAAGAAAUAUCACACGCAUACUCUGAGUGGGGAAGUACUGCCUUCAGUAUGGGAUGGAUUUACUACUUUAAUCUUUGUGCUAGAUCAUUUAUGAAGUUUAUAUUCUAUUUAUAUUUCUUGUAAGGAGUUCUUGCUCUGGAAAAUACUUUUAUUGGGUAUGUCAUCAGUUUUGAUGUGACAAAACUACUUGUCUUGGAUAAUAUAGUGGCUCUUAUUUAAAAAUGUUCCAAAUAUGCAAUAUGUCUUUUGGGAUGAAUAAAUGGUAAAAAUUAUAAGAAUAAAUUUACAACACAACCAAAAGCUGA
Messenger RNA from Calidris pugnax (ruff), 10107 nucleotides. RefSeq names its product sarcolemma associated protein (gene SLMAP). The transcript has 24 exons. NCBI's taxonomy places the organism in Eukaryota, Metazoa, Chordata, Aves, Charadriiformes, Scolopacidae. The record is from RefSeq and is a predicted model, not a curated record. Gene Ontology annotation, biological process: single fertilization; acrosome assembly; protein localization to plasma membrane. Bases 984 to 3515 code for a protein of 843 amino acids. Gene Ontology annotation, cellular component: acrosomal membrane. Gene Ontology annotation, molecular function: protein binding.